Molecule: messenger RNA, 7394 nt
Organism: Somion occarium
Lineage: Eukaryota; Fungi; Basidiomycota; Agaricomycetes; Polyporales; Cerrenaceae
Source: the annotation of a GenBank genome assembly
CGGGCGAUCGGUAGUGGAGAAAACAAGUGUAUACGUCCAAAUGUUAUGCCAGCUUCCCUCUCUUACCCCCGUCCUUUUUCUUACUCCCCGACUCUCCUUUCCCUUCGCCUCUCUUCAUCCAUGCGCAGGAAAUAUGCGCAACCAGCUCUCCCCACGCUUUACUUCAGGGACGGCGUCCUCUCCGUCCCAGGUUACACUUUCGAUAGGGCUAACUUAUGGGAGGACACCGGAAGUAUGACCCUCCUCGCAGAGGGAACGAGUCUCAAGGAUGGCUCAAACGUACUCGCCAAGAUCGCGUCUGCACACUCCAAUGCUUCCAUGUGUUUAGAGCGAGAGGCGCAUAUCCUCGAGCGAUUAUCAACCUCGCCGGAAUCCUCCGUUGUUGCUCUUCGCCUAAUCGACUUCUUCACAGUUCCCAAAUCUAAUGGCGAUUGUGUCGUUCUUCUACUUGCACAUCCCGGCCUCAACAUCCUGGGGCGAUACUUUCCCUCAUCAAAAGUCAACGAUCUUCUUUUGGCAGACGUCUCAAGAACGCGUCCCUCGUUGUCUCAAGCGGAUAUUUACAUGAUGGGCAUGCAGGAGCCGAAUAUGCUGGAAGAGAUGGACCCUAUGGAUGUCAUGGACCUAGCCUCCUUUCUCGAGUUUGCCAUUCAGGCAACCCAUUGCCUGGAAAUGAUGCACAAAUUGGGCAUGAUUCAUCGAGAAGUGCGCGCAAACGCAUUUCAUCUAAAUGCGCACAGUAGUCUCGUACGGAUUGUCCACUUUGGCAACAGAGCAGUGUCUUUGGAGCACUUUGGCGUUCCUUCGGCUUUCGUGUUACGUGCGGAUGCUUUUGAAGAAGCCAAGAAGCUCAAAGUUAAGGAGUCCUUAUGUUAUCUUGCCCCGGAACAAACAGGUAGCAUGGAUGCUUUGGCGGAAGACCACAGAACAGAUCUAUACUCUCUGGGAAUCGUUUUCUGGACAUUGCUCGUUGGAAGAGGUACAAUGCCUUUCGAAGGUGGCCCACUUGAACUCUUGCACGCUAUUGUGCAGAAACGACCGAUGCCAGUGCAUGAAGUACGCAGAGAUAUUCCCCAAGUGCUUGCUCUGAUCAUAGAGAAGCUUCUUGCCAAGAAUCCAGAUGCGCGGUAUCAAAGUGCGCAUGGCCUGAAGGCUGACUUGUUACAAUGUCAGCGUCGGUUGCUCUCAGCAGUCACAUUGGCGACGGACGAGUCUCAAGAACUUAUACCUUAUUUCGACAUUGCCACGCAAGACAGAUACAUGGAAUUCACCAUUCCAUCUCCUCUUUUCGGCCGCGACAAAGAACUAGAAAUAGUUCGCAACGUUAUCCGCCACACCUCCACCAGCUUUUCUCGGCACAUAGGCGCAUCGCGUGGGUCUAUCGUCGUCGAUUCCUCUCCCUCCGCAUCUCAUUCCAACGCAGGCGAUAACGAUACACGAUCUGAGUCCAUGUCUUCUUCGAAAUCCGAUGACGCUUCAUUACAGCAGUCAGGAUUGGUUGUUUCUCCGACGACGAGCAGUGCGAACGUGGGUACUGCUUAUUCCAGUGACAUGAGUGUUAUGAAUGUGUCGACGGGCAGCCCGAAGACAAAUGGCGUUGGUGUCGGGACGAGGGACUCUAGCAUGACAUUGAGUACAACCGGAAGUCCAGCUAUUAGUGGAAAUGAUAGCUUGAGAAGAGCGGCUUUGGGGCCUACCAGGAGGCCAAGAACACAUGCGGUUGUCAUCACUGGUCCACCUGGCGCUGGUAAGAGUUCAUUAGUGUUGGCGAAUCAAGCGAAGUGGAGAUCGCAUGGGUUAUGGGGUCAAGCAAGAUUCCAGGAAACAGAAUCCGCCCCGUUCUCGAGUCUCCUUGCUUGCUUAUCCUCUGUACUCCGCCAACUAAUCGUCUUCCAUACCGACCUCCACCGAUUCGUCACCGCACUCCGAGCACGCCUUGGACCCCAACUUCAGAAUGUCCCAUUACUUUAUGAAGGCGCACCAGAACUACAAGAUAUUUUAAAUUUAUUUGACAUCAAGGUUGAGAUGCCGGUAGAGACCCUCGAAACACAUGAGUUGCGAGCGAGGUUCCAGAGUCUGGUAGAAGGUGUAUUUGCGGUGCUGGCGGAGACCAGGUUGCUUGCGUUGUUCUUGGAUGAUCUGCAUGAGGCCAGUGAAUCUUCAUUGGACUUGAUCAAUGCAUUGAUCAAUUCAAGGAGUCGGAUGCUGGUCUUCAUCACCGCUCGCUCAGACAAGCCUGUUUUGAUCGAGCGGCUGAGGGGCAUGUUCUCGAGUCGUUCAGCUACCUGGAUAAUUCUUGAAUCACUCAGCAUAUCAGCAGUUUCUACACUCAUAUCUCGUACACUUCAUCGUUCGAAAGACGAAUGUGCCGCGUUGUCAAGACUGAUUCAUGCGGCAUCGCAAGGGAAUGCUUUCUCCGUCAGGAACAUCUUGAUGACUAUGUACAGGCAGGGGCACAUCACGUUCAACCUGGAUACAAACAAUUGGGUUUUCGACUUUCCGACGAUCGAGAAUGUCCUCUUGGAUAAGAAGAUGGUCGCCGACCCAAACAACUUGUCGUAUCUCCUUUCUCAUCUACGCGAAUUGCCUGAAGAUUCCCGUAAAUACAUCGUCUGGGCUUCCUUCUUCGGAGCGACCUUUCAAAUCACUGAAGUUGCGCUCAUGAUGGACUGGGACGACUCAAGUGGCAGCAGUAGCGAGGACGAUAGCAAUGAGUCCAUGUACAAGGCCUCGAAGGACGUCAACGACAUACGUGUGCUGAAUACCACACGAGGAUCCAUGCGUGGAUUACAGAGAGCUAUUCAGGAAGGCUGGCUGAUCCAACGUGGUCGUGAUAUGUGCACUUUUGCGCAUGAUAGGUACCGCCACGCCGCCCAGGCUGAAGCUGACACCUUACCCGAGGGGAAUAUUGCAAAAAUGUCGUUGAGAAUUAUACUCAUGAUGUUACAUGAUGACUCCCCGGACGUGUACCGAAUAGCAGAACACGCGAAACGAUGCCUUCCUCUGUUGCGCGAGCAUCCGAAACGAGACGAACUGCUUGAGUUACUCAUUGGUGCUGGUGACUCGGCACGAGCUCGCGGUGCUCAUGAGUUGGCACUCCAAUCAUAUGUCAACGCGUAUUCACUUCUGGAAGCUAACCCUUGGAAGACGAACCAUACGAGAACAAUGUCGCUAUGUCUGAAGCUUGCAGAACUUCUGACGUGGAAGGGUGAUUUCGACAAGGCCGAUCAAUAUAUCUCGAGCUGUCUUGAUAAGGUCGACGAUGCAGAGAACAAAGCCCGAAUUUUACGGCUGCGUUCUCGUGUGCAUUGGAUGCGAGGAAACUAUACCGCCGCACUCGGGGACACCAUUCUUGGAUUGCAUCUUCUUGGAGUAGAAGUCAAUGCCAAUCCCACACGUCGCGAGGCAGAUGAAUUGUUUGAGCAGGUCAAGAAUGAGAUCUUGGCUGUGGGCUUUGAGGAUAUCUUGGCCAUCCCUCGUGCACGCGACCCGCGGACCGAUCUCGCAAUCGCUUUACUCAAUGACGGUGGUACCAAUGCUUAUUGGAGCACAGGUGAAGGCUUCUCUGAUGUGAUCGGUCUCAAGACAAUCCAGAUUGCAUUGCGAGAGGGAAUCUGUUCAGGAACAGCUUUGGGUUUCUUCUGGGCACUGGCUGCUGCCGCAGAAAGGAGGGAGCUUUAUCGUUUCUCCGCCGAUUUGGGCAAGUUAGCACUUCGUAUAGCCGAUCAAUACGGAUCGAGCUCUGAGAAAUGCCGUGCUCUCGUGCUCUACUGCGCAAUGGUGUCUGGAUAUGAUAACGUCCAUAUACGAAGUUCUCUCCCUCGUGCUGAAGAGGCUCUGAAAUAUGCUCAAAGUGCCGGUGACAGAAUUUACACCUGCUUUGCCAGUAUACACAUCACGAAGAUCAAGUUAUACAUCUGUGAACACCUCAGUGAGCUUUUAGUCCUGGCGGAAGAGUCUUUAAGCGACAUCACUCUAUGGUCGAAUGAUGGGGAUCUUACUAUUCUCGCUCAAGGCCAGCUGAAUUGUAUCCGGGCGCUGGCAGGAUGUACAUACGCUCAGUCUGCGGAUACUGCCUUUGAUACAGAUACCUUCACGGAGAAAGAAUACCUUGAAUAUAUUCACGAGAAAUGCGGCAACUUGCCUGUCACCAUGAACUGGUAUAAUUCUAUGAAGGUUGCGGGGCUAUUUUGUUUGGGCUUCGUUGAUGAGGCAGCCGAACUCGGAUUCUCUGUAUGGAGGACAAGAGACAAGCAUCCUAAGGGCUUCAGCCAUAGACACAUUCGCUAUAGUCUGUUCUUCCACUCCUUGGCGAUGAUUGCUUGUCUUCGUAAGGGACAUUUGAUGGACGCCGUUCGUCAUCGAUAUCUGAAGCAGAUAGAAGCUAACCAGUCAUAUAUUCGAAAGUGGCUUUCGCCUAGCGCAGUCAACACAAGUACUUGGGUAGCCAUCAUUGACGCGGAGAUGGCAUCUUUCAUGAAUAGUCCAGAUGCGUUCAAGUUGUACGACAUCGCAGUAAAGCUUGCUGUUAACAACGACUGGCUUAUGGAAGAAGGAUGGGCAUCAUAUUUGCAAGGAUGUCAUUUCAUCCGUUGUGGGGUCGAAGGCCUUGGCAGCGAGCUUCAAAGACGAGGGAUUGCGCGGCACGCACAGUGGGGUGCUCAUGGGAUCGUGGACAACCUAUCUUCAAGUCUGGAUAACCGUUCUCAGUUCUCGCUCAAACGUCACAUGUUUUCAUCAGAUGUUGCUGUGCAAACGGAGAAUGUCGUUGUUACUGCCGCGGGGCAGUCGCAAGAUCCAUGUGAGAGGCAGAAGGAUGACGAUCAGCUUUCUACUUUGAGUGCGCAGGAUCUUGGAUCUAUCCUGAAGUGGAGUAAGGAGAUUUCCAGCGACAUCAAUCUUACCAUUGCUUUGCAAAGGCUCACUGAGAUUGCUACCGAGAAUUCUGGCAGUCAAAAUACAUGUGUCGUAAUUGCUAGGGAAGUGGGAGACUAUACGGUCGCUACCAGUAUGGUACCUCCAGACAUUUGUCAGGUUCAUGAGAACCCAGUACCAGUGCGAGCCAUCGUUGAUCCUUUGCAACGAGCGGUUCUUCAGUACGCACUGAAUACCAAAGAACGGAUCUUUCUUGAAGAUGUGUCGUCGGAACCACGGUUCUCAUCCGAAGCUCGACAAAGUCCUCACAGAUCUGUGGUUUGUUUGCCGAUUGUCAGCAAUCGCAACCAAACUUUUGGCGCGAUCUACUUGGCUUCCAAAUAUGCCUUCUCCCCGAACACAGUGACCAUAUUGAUACAUCUUUGUGAACAAGCGAGCAUUGGUAUUGCAAAUGCCUUGCUUUUCCGAUCAGUACAAGCGGGCACGCGAGAGAAUCUCAAGAUGAUUGCCACCCAGAGAGAGGCACUGGAAGCUGCUAGGAAAAGUCGUGAAGAUGCUCUGAAGGCCACAAAGAUCAAGAGCAACUUCCUUGCAUCCAUGAGCCAUGAAUUGAGGACACCUUUUAGUUCCUUUUACGGGCUCUUAGAUAUACUGAGUGGGACUGAACUAAAUUCUGGACAGGGAGAGAUAGUACAAACUGCAAAACAGUCUUGUGAGCUUCUGCUCAAGAUCAUCGACUCAAUCCUGGAUUAUAGCAAGUUGGAGGCUUCAGCCUUGAAGCUGGAAUUCUCUGGCUUUGCAGUCGAGAAUAUCAUCGCCGAUUGCAUGGAGUUACUGCUACCUAUGGCCGCGAAGAAACUUGACCUUUCGUUUGAUAUCGCAUCUGACGUUCCCGCUUGGGUCAAAGCAGACUAUGCACGUAUUCGUCAAGUUCUCAUGAAUCUCAUUGGAAAUGCGGUGAAAUUUACAGCGGGUGGAUCAGUCCGCGUCACAUGUUCGGUCGACAGCCAUACGCCUUCCUCCUCCGAUGAGGUCCACCUCAAAUUCAUGAUACAGGAUACCGGAAUUGGUCUCAGCUCAAGCGAUGUUGAUUUGUUGUUUGUACCAUUCCAGCAAGCAGACAAUUCGUCAACAAGACGUUUUGGUGGAACUGGACUGGGUCUUUCUAUCUCCCGACAGCUGGUCAAGCUCAUGGGUGGUGCCAUCGGCGUACAGUCAGAGCUUGGUAUUGGCUCCAUCUUCUGGUUCACAAUCCCAGUUCAGAUCUAUGACUCUGAUGAUUCGAAGGCUGCUUUGCAGGAAAUCGAGGCUCUGCAUGCUCAACUUGUGACUCCCCGGCCGCCACAUGUUCUGAUCAUUUCUGAAUCAUCGCCCACUGUCUCUCUCUUGCACACCAUGCUCAAUGACUUCUCCGUUGCCUCGGUCCCCUCAAGAGAGCAAGCCGAAACAUAUCUAUUCAACGCACAGUCCAGCAGCUCACAACUCGAUUUUGUGAUCUUUGAUAGCCAGUCAGAGAAUGGGGCUGAUGAACUCUCGCGUUACCUCCAUUCAAUACCAUCCGAUAACUUCAAAGCCACAAAGCUAAUUCAUCUCUACACCCCAACUACGGACACUCUCACCGGUCAUACCACCUUCCGAAGCGAUUCUCCGUUCGUUGUUCGGAUGACCAAACCGCCUCGCAGGGCAAGGCUGCUUCAAACGCUUUUAUCCGCGAAUAACCCUUCAAAACGCCCUCCAACGGGAAGUGGUGGAAUUGCACGGGCCAGUUCAGAUGAUGCGUUAACUCAUCGGACACUUUAUGGGACUGUGCUCAUCGCCGAAGAUAAUCCCGUCGCGCAGAAGUUGCUUAUCAAACAACUGGAACGAUACGAUAUCCAGGUUGUAGCAACGUCUAAUGGAGAAGAAGCAGUUGCAGAGUGGGAAUCACAUGUUCCUGGUUACUUUAGUGCUGCCUUAUUUGACCAUCAUAUGCCAAUAUGCGAUGGCGUUGAGGCAUGCAAGCGCAUUCGAGUCUUAGAGAAUAAACGUAAUAAUGACAUCAUCUUACCCAUUAUCGCUCUGAGUGCCGACUGCCAAGAUUCGACAAAGCAGCUGUGUCUCAGCGCGGGUAUGAAUUCGUUCCUGAGCAAGCCUUUGAGGAAAGGUGACCUCAUCAGUCUGUUGACCACAUAUGGACAAGCACCACCAACAAACGCCCCGGACUUGACAAUUUCCGCUUCAUGACCCUGUUGUACACAUACCUUGUUUAUCUCGUCGUCUCUUGCUUUGUUGCAUUUCACUCGCGCUUAUAUUGUAUUACAUCCUAUUGUUCACUAGAUCGUCGUCACAACGACUCGCCAUUCGCAAGCUGUUCAACAUAACUGGAAUCUGUAGCGUAGUAUAUUUCUGCUGUCUUCACUGUAAAAACUAUAACAUUAUAUUUAUCUGAAUAUAUCUAGCUUAAGUUGAGUUAGGAUUACCGGUCCUGCUAGCGCUGACUUGACAGCCCAUAGUAUUGGCGAGCCUAUGUCUGAACUUGA